Molecule: messenger RNA, 936 nt
Organism: Sparassis crispa
Lineage: Eukaryota; Fungi; Basidiomycota; Agaricomycetes; Polyporales; Sparassidaceae
Exons: 6
Coding region: 1-936 (311 amino acids)
Molecular function (GO): nickel cation binding; GTPase activity
Source: RefSeq, a predicted model, not a curated record
AUGAUCGAACGAUAUCGAUGUGAUCUUAUCUUGGUUCUAAUAUCUCCGAGUCUGGAGUCGCUAUCGGCCGCCUUCUUCGCCUUGGAACGGACGUUCGACAUGAAGAACGAAACUGUGCAAUUCAUUAACAAUCUCUCGGCCUCGGUUACAAGCCAGGCUCCCCAUUCACAUACCCAUGAACCUGGUGGGGCCACACACAGUCAUGGCGCUGGGGAGCACGGGCACACCCACGAGCACCUCGAGAAUCCAGGGAAGUAUGCAGAGCGAGAUAUGCCUAACUAUAGCUCUCGAAAUUUCGAGGAGCGUGGUUUCACCAUUGGCAUCGGCGGUCCUGUCGGUUCUGGAAAGACCGCUUUAGCGCUUGUGCUUUGCCAGAAAUUGCGGAAGGAGUAUAACAUCGCCGCGGUAACCAAUGAUAUCUUCACGAGAGAAGACCAAGAAUUCCUCAUCAAGCACAAUGCGCUUCCUGUUAACCGAAUUCUCGCCAUAGAGACCGGUGGAUGUCCUCACGCCGCCAUCCGUGAAGACAUCAGCGCCAACAUGGGUGCGCUUGAGACCCUGCAGGCCAAGUUCGGUUGCCAGAUGCUCUUCGUCGAGAGCGGCGGAGAUAACCUCGCUGCAAACUACUCGAGAGAGCUGGCCGAUUACAUUAUAUAUGUUAUAGACGUUUCGGGAGGUGAUAAGAUUCCUCGGAAAGGAGGUCCGGGAAUAUCUCAAUCGGAUCUUCUGGUUAUCAACAAGAUUGACCUGGCACCGUUUGUCAAUGCUUCUCUCGAGGUGAUGAACCGUGAUUCCAAGCUGAUGAGGGGAGACGGUCCAACUGUUUUCGCGAGCGUAAAGGAAGCAAAAGGAGUGGAUGAUAUUGUCGACCUUAUAUUGGCUGCCUGGAGGGCUGCCGGCAGUCCAGGAAUUCCUGGGGCAGUCUCGGAGGAGUGA